GCGGGAACUUUGCGAAAGGGUGCACCAUUCCUCAAGUUACUUCAGGCUGAAUGGGAAGAACCAGUCACCGUUUCAUCAGACUUGGCAUCAGCAUUGCGUUCUUUUGGCCGGAGUAAGCGGUGCAAUGUCCGGUAGCUGGUGGAGCAGCGCAGCGGUGACCCACGGACUGGUGGCCCUGUUCGCCAUGGGCUCCUGGGUUUCCGUCAACAGUCUGUGGGUCGAGCUCCCGGUGAUUGUCAACGUGCUGCCCGAAGGAUGGAACCUGCCCGCCUAUCUCUCAGUGCUGAUAGCGUUUGGGAACGUCGGUCCGAUAGCAGUGACCGUCACGCACCACUGCGCCCCGGGGCGUUUGAACGAACGCCUCGUCAUCCACUGCGUCCAGGCGCUGGCAGUCGUGGCGUCCGCUCUCCUGGCCGUCUUCUGGUCACACACUGUCACGAUAGCCGGAGGUGAAAGGUCACUGUUUUUCCUGCUCUUCACCUUUGUGCUGUCCUUGGUCUGCUGUACCUCCAACGUCACCUUCCUGCCCUUCAUGUUCAGUUACCCCUCUCAGUACAUCCGUACUUUCUUCAUUGGUCAGGGCUUCAGCGCCUUGUUCCCUUGCAUUGUGGCUUUGGGGCAAGGCGUUGGCAAGCUGCAGUGCCCAACUGUGAAUGGCACGGUGAAGCCGGAAUAUUUGAAGGAGAACUUUCCGGCGCAGAACUUCUUCUGGUUCUUGUGCGUCAUGCUGUCCAUCUCGGCUCUGAGCUUCCAGGCUUUGAUGCAGCGGCAGACGAAGUCGCAGGAAAAUGCACCGCAACAGGAGGCGGACAACGCAGCAGCAAAAAACGGAGAGGAAACGCACCCGCUGCACAACGGAGGGACGCCGGUGUCUGAAGAUCAGGUGCAGGUGGAGGAACAGCCGCAGACAUUUUGGACACGGCGGAACAUUUACCUGCUGUCGCUGCUCGCCGUCUCCAAUGCCCUCACCAACGGGGUCCUGCCGUCCGUGCAGAGUUUCUCCUGUUUGCCCUAUGGGCCUGUGACCUUUCACCUCUCCGUGGUCCUUGGCAACAUAGCCAACCCACUGGCCUGCUUCCUCGCUAUGUUUGUUGUCCUGAGGUCCUCUACUGGUCUGGGCCUCUUGUCUUUAGCAGGAGGAGUAUUUGCUGCAUAUCUCAUGGCGUUAGCAGUACUCAGUCCCUGCCCUCCACUUUUGGGAACCUCUGCUGGCGUGGCCUUAGUGGUCAUCUCUGGGAUAAUUUUCACCGGACUCUACUCCUACCUGAAGGUGGUGAUUGGGACUUUGCUGCACGAGGCGGGUCACGCCGCCCUGCUGUGGUGCGGCAUCUCUAUCCAGGCCGGCUCCCUUAUCGGAGCCCUCACCAUGUUCCCUCUGGUGAACGUCUAUCCCGUGUUCAAGCGGGCUCAGGAAUGUGUGAAUAACUGCACUUCCCCACACAUAACUUAGAUAUGUCAUAUCAUUCUGAUGUUUUUUUUAGAGACACGUUUCCCAUUCAUUCGACACGGGAAAUGACUGCUUUAACCCAGUUGUUGGGGCUCCAGAAGAACCAGAUCCUUCUUGGCCUCAGAUCGGCCCUGUUCUGAUUCAGAGGCCUCGGAGCAUGAGAAAACAUUCCUUGAUAAUGGAAGCAUUGUUAUGCUGCACAUUGGCCAAGGGGAACCAAAAUACAUAUGAUGUAGUAAUACCACAAGUGCUUUGUGUGUUUUUUUGAAUCUCUGUGGCAAAAACAGCAGCUGAGGGAUUGGUUAAAAGAAAGGAGAAAAAAAAGUACUCAGGGACACAAUCCAUAACUUCAUCCACAUUGGUUGCUCAAUCUAAUUAAUGAGAAAUACUCGCACUACUAGUUCCAAACUGCAGAUAGUUCUGUCACAGUACCUAAUUUCUUUGGACUAUAUAUAUAUAUAUAUAUAUAUAUAUAUAUAUAUAUAUAUAUAUAUAAUAUAUUCCUACAAAUAAUUGAGAUUAAUGCUAUUAUUGUCUAAGUCAAUUUUCUGCCACUGAUAUAGUGAUAAUAUAAAAUCUUAAUAGUGCAAGCCUAAUGUAAUUAUUGUGACAGGCCUAACUACUCAAGAAUGGAAAGUAGUGUUUUUUUUUUUCAGUGUCUAUUUUCAAAUGUUUGUCUACCUCCUUUGUCAGCGAAUAACAUCAUUUAAUUUCUUUAGUUGACUCAAAACGCAAAAAAAGAAAAGUGUAUGAUUUGUAACCAAACAUACAGUUCAUAGAUGCAGUUAUUUGAUUUCAUGCCAAAAUAAUUUGUGCCUGAAAAAUGUUUGAACUUUAUAAAACACAGCCUUUCAGUGUCCUUUAGAUUCUCAUAAUGUUUAAUACUUAAUAAAAGUAGUUUAUUUACUUUAUUAAAAAUGCAGUAAUGUUAUGUAAAGGACUGGCCUAAGGCUGGCCUAGCAAAGUAAUAGUUAACAGUUCUGGUAUCCAAAAGGGUUGAGUCAUCUCAGUCUUGUAUUUCUUAUGUACUUCUACUUUGUACAACUUGUAUUAACUAUGCUGCUACAGUACAUCAGAUUAAACAGCUUCAUAAACUCUGCAGAGGAGUAUCUGUUAACAUCACCGUCAUCUUAUUUACUUAUUCUGUGCUCACUUGAAAUGGACUGAUUGUUUGAAGAGUUCAGCGUUUGAGGUGCUUUUCCUUUAUUUCAUGAUGGCCAUUUUGUGUGGAUUUCUUUUUUUAUUGAUUGUCAAAUUGCUGAUGUUGACAUGUAUUAUAAAGUCUAUGGAAUAAUUGGUCAACAAUAAAGCUACUGAUCUGAAGAAUUUUGCUGUAAAAUGUGCUUAAUUUUCUUGCCAAGAGUUUGAUGAGAAGAUUAAUAUCACUCAUGUUUGUAUGCAAAUUAUGAACGUAUGGCCAGUUAGCUUAGCUUAGCAUAGAGACUGAAAAGGGGGAAACAGCUAGCCUGGCUUUUUCUUAAUCUAAAUAAAAUACAUCUACCAGCA
Messenger RNA from Cyclopterus lumpus (lumpfish), 2953 nucleotides. It is a transcript of the gene slc52a2, whose product is annotated as solute carrier family 52 member 2. Gene Ontology annotation, cellular component: plasma membrane. Gene Ontology annotation, molecular function: riboflavin transmembrane transporter activity. The transcript has 4 exons. The coding region runs from base 125 to 1450 and encodes 441 amino acids. Gene Ontology annotation, biological process: riboflavin transport. NCBI's taxonomy places the organism in Eukaryota, Metazoa, Chordata, Actinopteri, Perciformes, Cyclopteridae. The record is from RefSeq and is a predicted model, not a curated record.